This is a messenger RNA of Aspergillus heteromorphus CBS 117.55, 2679 nucleotides long. Its product is annotated as aromatic prenyltransferase. The transcript has 5 exons. The record is from RefSeq and is a predicted model, not a curated record. Gene Ontology annotation, molecular function: transferase activity, transferring alkyl or aryl (other than methyl) groups. Lineage: Eukaryota; Fungi; Ascomycota; Eurotiomycetes; Eurotiales; Aspergillaceae. Gene Ontology annotation, biological process: alkaloid metabolic process. Bases 1 to 2679 code for a protein of 892 amino acids.
AUGGACUUCGGCAGUUGUGGAACAAGCAUCCUGCCCGCGUACAAGCCGGCUCCCCCAACCAACCUGCCACUGGAUGCUGUUAACAAGGAGAUCAUCACCCAGGAUAGCGACCAGGAAGCAUGGUGGGAGAAGACUGGCCCCCUCCUUGCUAAAGUGCUUGCAUCGGCUCGCUAUAGCCCCGCCCAGCAGAUCAAAUACCUGACCUUCUACCGUAACACGUUCAUUCCCCGGCUCGGGCCCUAUCCCCACCGAUUCCGCUGCGCCAUCUCCCUGGGCGGUCUGCCCCUCGAGUUCAGUGUGAACUACCAGCAACAUGGCAGCCCUCACCCCGUCGCCCGGAUCGGGUUCGAGCCGCUCAGCCCGUUGUCGGGCACAGAGCGGGACCCGUACAACCGUCUCACGAUGCAAGAGUUCGUCGGGGAACUGGAAAGGCUCCAGAUCCCUGGAUUCGAUACCCGUCUGCUGGAGCGGUUUUGGGCCCUCCACGCGCUGACCCCGGACGAACAGGAUAGCCUGAAAGGCGCCGCCCCGGAGUACAGUGACCGCCGCUCGCAAGGCAUGUUCGGGUUCGACGUCAGGGACGACGCCAUUUCCGUCAAGGGGUACACGCUCCCGAUGCCGAAGUGCCAGGUGACCGGGCAGAGCGUCGCCAGCUUACACCGGGAGUCCAUCCGGCAGCUGGGCUCGAUGCUGGACUACUACUCGGCCGCCUUCCCCCUCAUGGACGCGUACAUGGAGGAGACGGGCGGGUACGAGCGGUCGGCAUUCUUCUCGUGGGACUGCACGGCGCCGGCCCAGUCUCGGCUCAAGUUCUAUGGCUAUGAGAUCGAGGUGACCUGGGCCAAGAUGGAGGAGCUGUGGACCCUGGGUGGCCGCGUACAGUCUCCGACACGGGCUCGCGGGCUCGAGUAUCUCCAGGAGCUGUGGGAGGUGAUGGAGCUGCCGUCGGGGCCCCGGCCGGUGACCGAGGAUUUCAACGCCGGGGCGACCCCGCGUCGGACGCCAAUCGUGUAUAACCAUGAGAUCCGGGCGGGGGACCCGGUGCCCAUCACCAAGCUGUACCUGCCUGUGCACGGCGAGAAUGACGGGCGGGUGGUGCGAGCCGUGGCACGGUUCCUGCAGCGAAUCGGGCUGGAGGAGUAUGGCGCGGGGCUGGAGCAGACGGUGGAGGAUUUCUACCCCGAACGCGACCUGGGCAAGACGUCGUGCCUGACGUCGUGGAUCUCGUUCGCGUACAGCGAGAAGACGGGGACCCACGACCCCAUCGCCGCCGACAAGCCCCUCAUCAGCUCCCCAUUGCUGCAGGAGCAGGUCAAGGCCGAAAACCUGCUGCACCGCGCUCGUCAGCUCUACAAGAUCGCCGAGUUGGGCCAGGAGGAGUAUAACCACCCCACCCGCGUCAUCGGCAGCAAAGGACACCUCGGCACCCUCGACUACAUCUACUCCACCCUCACCGACCUCGGCGACUACUACACCGUCUCCAACCAGUCCUUCCCCGCCGUCACCGGCAAUGUCUUCGAGUCCCGUCUCGUCCUGGGCCACACCGUCCCCGAGUCCGCCACCGCCAUGGGCUUGACCCCCCCGACCAAACACAAGGAGCCCGUCUACGGCCAGCUCGUCGCCGUCGCCAACCACGGCUGUGAGGCCUCCGACUACCCGUCCGACCUCGCCGGCGCUGUGGCCCUCAUCAGUCGAGGCACUUGUCCCUUUGGAACCAAGUCGGACUUGGCCGGCAGGGCGGGCGCCGUCGCCGCCGUCGUCUACAACAACGAGCAGGGCGACCUCAGCGGCACGCUGGGCACCCCGACCCCGGAUCAUGUCUCCACGUUCGGCAUCUCCGACACCGAUGCCGCCCCGUUCCUCGAGAAGCUGCACCGGGGCGAGAAGGUCGAUGCCAUCGCCUACAUCGACGCCAUCGUCGAGACCAUCCACACCACCAACAUCAUCGCCCAGACCACGGGCGGCGAUCCGGACAACUGUGUCAUGCUGGGUGGGCACAGCGACAGUGUCGGGGAGGGCCCCGGCAUCAACGAUGACGGCUCCGGCAGUUUGACCCUGCUGGAGCUGGCCACCCUGCUCACCCAGUACAGCGUCAACAACUGCGUGCGGUUUGCCUGGUGGGCCGCCGAGGAGGAGGGUCUGCUCGGCUCCGACUACUACGUCUCGGUCCUCACCCCGGCGGAGAACCAAAAGAUUCGCCUCUUCAUGGACUACGACAUGCUUGCCUCCCCCAACUUUGCAUACCAGGUGUACAACGCCACCAACGCGGUCAACCCGGUGGGCUCGGAGGAGCUGCGCGACCUGUACACCGAGUUCUACGACGACCACGGCCUGAACUACACCUUCAUUCCCUUCGAUGGCCGGAGCGACUACGAUGCCUUCAUCCGUCACGGCAUUCCGGGCGGUGGCAUCGCCACCGGUGCGGAGGGGGUCAAGACCGUGGAGGAGCAGGCCAUGUUUGGGGGCGUCACCGGUGAGUGGUACGAUCCGUGCUACCACCAGCUCUGCGACACCGUCGCCAACUUGAACCUGACCGCCUGGGAGUGGAACACCAAGCUGGUCGCCCACUCCAUUGCGACCUACGCCAAGUCGUUCGACGGUUUCCCGGAGCGGACUGAGGAGACCAGUGUCUCUUCCAUGGAGGAGCCGAAGUACCACGGUCCCUCCUUGAGACAGUGA